Messenger RNA from Daldinia loculata, 6863 nucleotides. RefSeq lists its product as uncharacterized. The record is from RefSeq and is a predicted model, not a curated record. The transcript is spliced from 5 exons. The coding region runs from base 291 to 6746 and encodes 2151 amino acids. NCBI's taxonomy places the organism in Eukaryota, Fungi, Ascomycota, Sordariomycetes, Xylariales, Hypoxylaceae.
UGCGUCCUGUCAACCGACAACGAUAAACGAGUGUAACAUCCUCAAAAGACCCCAACCCGACUCAUACUACCGCCUUCUCUCGCUUAGAUAUCCAUAGACUUUCAACCCUAAAGCUGUAAGAAUAGACAGGUUAAAGGCUCUGCCUUUGAAUUUUAAACACCCCUCCUCGAUUACCGAACUGAUAGUACAGCUUACUACAACCCCUGACCUUCACCAGUCUGUCGAAGACAACAUCUCAGCGUCCAUGAUUCUCUUAUCCCGGCGCCACCAGUCGAGCUCCCAACCUCAAUAUGGCUGCGGCCGCGUUUAUAGAAUCAUGCGCAAGCGCGACAAGAGACGGGUUUGGCCGGCCAAAGACCCGGCCUUCCAUCACGACAACGACUCUGCAGUGGGAUGAACUAGACCUGCAACCUCGACUGGAGCUUAUUUCGAGAGCAUGGCUUUUGGUGGCGACGGUAUUGAAAUCGGAACUGCGCUGUAGGUAUAAUCAGAAGGUCAUCCACCAUGCUAUUCCCAAGCCACUGGUGCUGCCUGACUCCACACCGAAACGAUCGCGACGAUUAUCGAAGCAUUGUGACGAAGAUCCCCUCCUUUUUGAACCCCUAAUUGAUCCAGCUCGAACUGGUGAGGCUGCCCGUCAGCGAGACCACUCUAACUUAGUGAAUAACUACCUCCCCCCACCGAACAACGCUCGGCGUCGUGCACAGCGAAGAGAUUCACUAAUCGGCGAUCCGGCAACCGAGCCUUACUUAAAUCUUUUAUCAGAGGAUGGCUUUAUCCAACACUCCAAAAAGAACAAGAAGAAGGCACAGAACUUCGAUUGGAACCAGGCAGUGAAAAAAAAUGACGGCAGGGCAGGCGGUGCCGAUGGAGGUGACGGCGAUCAAAACGAUGAUUCAGGAAACACCGGUGGAGGUGCGAGUGGUGAUGGCAAUGGCAGUGGUAAGGGUAACGAUGAUGAUAAGGACAAGGAUAAGGGUAAGGAUAGGAAUGACAAUGAAGACAAGGAGAAAGAAGAAAAAAAAGAGGAAGAAAAGGAGAAGGAGAAAGAGAAGGAUAAAAAGGACGACACGGCCGACACAAAACUAGACGGUAGCAUGGCUGCUGCUGAGACUGUUGGUAGCAAGAAAAAGAAGAAGGGGAAGACCCAGGUCGAAGAGAAGGUUGAGUCGUUUGAAGUACCAAGUAAGCCCGACGCCUUCCAGGACAUCAAGUUGGAUGAGCCCGUGAGGACGUCUUUGGACGUCAGUUUUAGGGGUAGUAGUACUACUACACCCGAGCCUAAGUCCAACUUGUUUGGUACGUGGCGUGGUGGCUGGGGUAGUGGUCUCGGGGGCCUAUUUGGGUCCAAAGACGCUGACCACUCCAAAGAUAAAGAAGAGAAGGAGGAGAAAAAGGAAGAGGCGAACGCCAGUGCGUGGAGCAUUGAUGGACCCAAGCCUAAGAAGAAGGAUAAGACAGGAUUCGGACUCGGAUCUUUUGACCAAACAGAGGAUAAAGCUGAAGCGCCCAUCUCUAAGAGGAAGUCUGAGGAGAAGUCCGAGAAUUUUGACCUCGGCCUAGGUUCAGCUAAGAAGGACAAGAACAAGAAGAAGAGCAGCGCCUGGGACCCCGAGCCCCUGCCCGAGGAGGAGAUACCAGCCGCUCAAAGCAAGGAAUUAGGGUCAACUGCGCUCGAUGACAACUGGGGAAGCCCCUGGGAAACAACCACUACUGCUGCUAAGAAAAAGGGCAAGAAGGGUUCUGCUGUCGUAGCGCAUGAGCCUGAGAAGACUGAGCCUAUAGUCAAUGCUGUUAAUAUCGCCCCUGCCGCCAUCGACUUGCUUGUCCCACCAUCUAAGAAAGAUAAGAAAAAGAAGAAAGGUGCCAUCGAGGAAAACCCCGAGCCCGAGCCCCCAGCACCGGAGCUAGAGCUAGAGCCGGAACCAGAGCCUGCGAAAGAGGAAAACCCCUGGAGCGACACAAUUGGGACGUCCUCUAAGAAAAGCAAGAAGAAGGGAAUUGAAACACCUAAGGGGUCUGACCCGCCUGUUCCUGGUCCAGAACAUGAGACUUUGACUCUUGAGAGUGGCUGGGGCUGGGGCGUAAAGGACAAAAAGAAGGGUAAGAUCGCAGAGGUUUCGAAGGUAGAAGAGUUAACCCCGCCGUCUGAACCUACAAACAAGGAGGAAGACAAUUUUUGGGACUCCACGACUACGAAGAAAGACAAGAAAAAGAAAGGUAAAACUACAACUACCACGCCGGAGCCUGUCGUUGAGAUAAUAGAGGAGAAAGCCGAGCCCGAGUCCAAACCCAAGCCUAAGCACGAUGAUCCUUGGGAGGUUUUCGGAGUCACCAAGAAAGACAGGAAGAAGAAGACGAAAGACCCUGAACCUGAGCCUAUUCCAGAGCCAGUAGUUGAGCCUGAGCAUGAACCCGAGAAGGAGAACGACUGGGCGAAUUCGGAUGUACCUAUAACCAAGAAGAAGAGCAAAAAGAGCAAAGGUGCCGAGGAAAUUAAGGAGCCUGAGCCAGUGCCGGCACCAGAGCUCCCAACAGAGCCAGAGAAGAAGGAAGACGACCGGGGUAUUUUCGGUAAAUUGAUCAAGAAGGACAAGAAAAAGAAGAACGUCGUUGCAGAUGAGCUAUUUGAAGAGAUCCCCAAGGAGCCUGAACCUGAGCCGGAGCCCCCGAAGAAGGAAACUGACGAUUUCCCAUCUUUUACAACUACAACGAAGGAGAAGAAAAAGAAGAAGAAAGGUGCGACGGAGCCGGAACCCCCAGAGCCUAUCCCAGAGCCAGCGCAAGAGCCGGAGCCGGAGCCGGAACUAGAACUAGAACAAGAGCCUAUAAAAGAAACCAAACCUGCGGAUGACGAUCUUUGGGGGUUGUUUGGCGUUGCCUCAAAAAAGGACAAGAAAAAAAAGAAGAAAACUGCCGCAGAAGAACCCCCUAAAGAGCCGGAGUUUAUUCCCGAACCUACACCAGAACCAGAACCAGAACGAGAAAAAGUCGAGCCUACUAACGACUGGGCUGUAUGGGGCACCUCAAGUAAGGACCUAGGCAAGGGUAAAAAGAAAAAGAGCAUCUUACUUGAGCUUGCUCUCAAAAAGUCAGAGUCGGAACUAAAGCCAGAAGUACUUCCCACUCAAAAUGAUGAUGACGCGUGGGGCCUCGGCGCCUCUAAGGAGAAAAAGAAGAAGAGCAAAGCCACCACUAUCCUGGAAAAGCCACCCAAGGAAGAGGAAGUGACACCACCAGCUUCAUCUACCUCUGAGCCAGAACCCGAACGGGAUCCCGCUUCUACUUCAGCUACUGAGCAACCGAGCGCUUGGAGCUUUUGGGGUGCUGCCAAGAAGCCCGCCAAGAAAGCGAAGGAGGAGUCUCCCAUUGAUGAAGGUAACGAAGGUUGGCUGGGCUGGGGUAAGAAGAAAAUCCAGGCUUCAACGGCUCUUGUAGAAGCCAAUACAGAUCCAGAGUAUGAAGACUCGGAACCACGGCCUGCCGUACCUGAAGCCGAUGACUUCUGGGGUAGUUUCACAGCCGACAAGGAUAAAAAUGAAAAUAAUCUGAUGCCGGACUCGAUCGAAGAGCCUAAGAAUGACGACCCCUGGACUAGCAGAUUAAAGAAAGAUAAAAAGAAGAAGGGCAGUAAGAACAUUCCAGUCGAGAUAGAGAAUGAGCCUCACCUUAACAGUGUCAAACCCGACUCAGUAGAAGAGAGUAGGGGUGGCAAUUUUGACGACGACGACUGGAAUUGGGGACUAAGCAAAGGCAAGAAGACAUCUCCACCCCCAGCACCCACACCACCUUCAUUGGAAAUGAGUAUGUCAGGCCAGGAACUGGAAGAGAAUGUCUGGGAUGACGCCAAAACUGGAGAAAACGAGGAAGAAAAGAGAGCAGCCGCGGAAUUGGCAAAUCAGAUUGCCGCCGAAGAAGAUGAACUGGCAAUGCUAACAACUAAGAGCAAGAAGAAGAAACUCUCUAAGUCUAGUCAGAGAAGAUUCGAUGAGCUCACUGCAAAUGCCAAACGUCGUGCUAAGGAGAAGGCUGCCAAAGAAGCUGAAGAGCUGGCCCAACGAGAGGCUGAAGAGCAGAGGGAACGAGAAGCUCAGGAACAAGCGGCGCGUGAAGCAGAAGAAGAGGAAGCUCGCGAGGCUGAGGAGCUAGCUAGGCGCGAACGCGAGGAAGCCGAAGCAGCUGCUAAGAAGAAGUCGAAAAAGAGCUCUAAGUCCGAGGAUAAAAAGUCUAAAUCCAGCAGCGCCAAGGAUAAAUUGUCUAAAAAAGAGAGGGAGAAAGAGAAGGAGCGGGAAAUAGAAAGAGAGAGGGAAGAGAGAGAGAGAGAGGAGAAAGAAAGGGAGGAGAGAGAGAGAGAAGAAGAGAAGGAAAAAGAUAAUAGCAGGGACGACGACGACGACCUGGAUCUCGAUAAUAUUGAUCUUGCUCCCGAACAGAUCGACGAGCUGUUGUCUGGCUUCUCAGCUCCCAAAAUACAACCUCAGCCUAAACCUAAGACCGAGACGUAUAAAUCUGAUGCAUUUUCAUUCUGGGGUGCUAGGGCGAAGAGCUCGUCACCCGAACCGCUUCCGGAAGAACCCCCCAUUGAGGAUGCACCAUCGUCCUCGAAGGCUCCCAUAACCGAUGAUGACUGGAUGGAGCCAAGGAAAGCUAAGGCCAAGAACGGUAAGCUUGCCGAAAAACUUAGGAAAUUCGAACCGGCCAAAGAGGAAGACGAUGAUCUGAUUUACGGGCUGGCUGCGCCGCCGCCACGUGUUCGUGUCGCACCACCCGCCGAAGAAGAUAACAAAUUUAGGUCCUCUAGAGACAUACUCCCCGGGGGGUUUCCUGAUGAGGAUGAGAACGAAAUCAUCGAUAUCGUUGAUAUGGCGCCGGUUCAGAAGAAAAAGAAGAGCAGUAAGAAGAGCAAAGCCAAGGCCGUCGAGGCGCCUCCUCCACCGCCUGAGGCUCCUAUUCCACCACCUCCUCCCGAAGUGCCCAUUCCCCCUCCAGCUGCCUCCGACGAGCCCCCGACACCGCCACCCGAGGUCAAGUCCUCUAGGAGAGACCGACCCAAGAUCAGCCGUGAAGGUAGUGCAUCAUGGGGAGUGUGGUCGGCAACACCUCACAAAGAGGAGAGGAGAUCCAAGCCGAGAUCCGAAGAGAAGAGGGCCCGGAAAGAGAAGGAAAAAUCAUCUUCUUCCAAGGGAUCGUCGUCAGAAAGGGACAAUAAAUACGAAGAGCACCCAGAGAAGAAACUGCCACCAGCUACCAAUCUGCGAACGAACAGUAUAUUCCAGAGCACCCCCCCUAUCUCGCGCUCCAUGUCGACCCGCGAUAAACGCUACAGUGCGAGCAAGUCGACUUCGCGUCGCCAUUCGGACGAUAUGGCAAAUGGACUAGUAUCGCCACCGCCUGAGGAAACACCUAUGAUGUCCUCCAAGGCUGCCAAGAUCUUCGGUGUUGACAAGAACGAAAAGAGUCGCGGCCGCAAGACCUCUAUGGCACGCGCCUUGGAUGAUGAGGAAAUCGUCAUGGUUGGAGCCGGUCACGUCCCUUCGAGCCCUGAGAAGUCGGCUCGUAGACGGCCAAAGCCCAAAACCGAGGACGAUGCGGUCAUGUUUGAUAUAGGAAACCCUGCCGAUGCAGUACCUCUCAAGCGAUCGAGCUCGAGUGCCAAGAAAGGCUUUGCUGGUCUUUUUGGGGGCCUUAGGUCCUCGAAUCCGCGCUCCGAAUCACGUCCCGAGCCGCGUCCCGAGCCACGUCGUCGCAGUACAUACUACACUGCGGACGACGAAGUUCGGCCUGAUAAGAGAGCUAGGCGGUCCACACGGGAUUAUCACGUUGUCGACGCAGAUGCGAUAGACGACGAGAGAGAGGCCCGCCGCGCAGCUCGCCGUGCCAGAAGGGCCGAAGAGAAGGCAGUAGAAGAAGCGCGUCUGGCGAAAGAAGAGGAAAGGCGCGAGAGGCGGAGAAGAUAUGAAGAGGAUGCUGAAGCUCGUAAACAAGCUGAACGCGAGGCCCGACGAACUGAGCGUAGGGCUGCCCGAGAACGCGAAGCAGAGCGCCUCGCAGUCGAAGCUAAAGAAGCUGAGAGGGCCGAACGACGUCGGCUUCGUAGACUUGAAAAGGAGGCUGCCGCCGCCGAGGAGAUGGAAGCAGAAGCUCGCCGCGCUGCCAGGGCUGAACGACGGCGACCACGCUACGCUGACGCUUCCGGGGACGAAGAAGAACGUCGACGGAGGAGACAUGAAGCCAGGCGUGCCGAAGAAAAGGCCAGUCGAAGACGUACCAUGCCGGUUGAGGAUUAUGUCUACCCUCAGGAAAGAUCUUCACGACAUGUUGUAGAUGAUCGUAAUCGUGAUCGUGAUCGUGAUCGUGAUCGCAGACGAAAUAAACCUGCGGUUUGGCCUCACUCGGGUACAGAUUCCUGGGUGAAGGAGCAUUCAGAGUCUGGACCACCCCCUGAGGAUGGCCCCACUACCGAUGCGCCUCCUGAGGACGACGAAGAAGCUCGCCGUGCUGCACGACGAGCACGCCGUCGCGCGAAGUAUGGUGAUGUUGAUGCGGAAAUGGAGGACGAUCGACGGCGCCGCCGCGCGCGCCACGAGGAACGGGAUCAACGAGACCAACGGGAUCGUCGAGAUCGUCGCGUGGGCGGUUCGGAUGGCAGUGGUGAUAAGAAUGGUGUCAAAGGUGGCCCGCGCGAAUCAUUCUUCACAGACUCGACACCUCGAAGCAGUUGGUGGAGGAAGCUUACUGGCUCUUGAGGAGCAGAGCUGGAGACUUGAUUGACAGAGUGAGACUGUACCGCCAUUGGUCACGGAAAUAUUUUCUUGGGCGUGUUUUUUUUUUUUUUUUUUCGUAAUAUACUCCUCACAAAACAA